Messenger RNA from Hymenoscyphus albidus, 2083 nucleotides. Lineage: Eukaryota; Fungi; Ascomycota; Leotiomycetes; Helotiales; Helotiaceae. The record is from the annotation of a GenBank genome assembly.
AUGGAGAGUGAAGUGAAAGCUAGUGAUGGAGAUGAGAAGGGUGGUAGUAAAGGUAAGGCGAGGGGUUAAGUGAGAGAUGUGGUUGCUGAUUGGAGGUAGAUGCAGAUGGCAUUCAUUCGGCAAGCGAGAAGUCUACUGAUGACGAGGGUGAUGGAUAUGAUGGCGAUGACGGCUACGACGGUAUGUCAAUCCAUACCGAUUCCUCUCCUGAGUCGGUAGCCGCCGAAGGGGAUUCAGCAAAGACAGAAGAUAAACCCGAUAUCAUGACCAUUACCCAAAACGAAGCGAGAAGCGCGGUACUAGAGACAUCAGGCACAGAGACAAAAAACGAGGAACAAGAACGGAAUGAGGAGUCUAUUCUCUAUGGCGACAACACCUCCAAGUCUGGUAAGGAAGAAUCCCAAGAAAAUAACCAUGUCAAAACUGCUAACGCUCCCAACCAAAUGGUAUCCAACGCCCACCUAACUCCAACUAGCACCGCAAACACGCAUGAAGAACCAUCCGCCCUCCUUUCAACCAAAAAUGACAAACUCAAGAAGAAAGAUAACCUCCGUUGUAAGACACCAUACAUCAUCACAACCUACGGACGCAAAGUAAAUUACUACCCCAAGUACCUUAGGCUCUCCCGCCCACAGCUUAUUAGGGGAAUGCGAAAAUUGACAUCGAAGUUACCUAGUGAUCGUCAAAAAGAGGCGCACGAUGUUAUUUAUACCCUGGAUGUGAGAUGUGAAGAAGCCGGGGAGGAUAGUGGAAAGUCUACCGCGAGGAGACCUGCUGGAUCUGGCGACGGGAAGGCCGUUGGAGAGAGUGGAGGUGCUUCUGGUGUAGCAUCAAUUACUCCAUUGAAGCGAAAUCGUGGUGAGAGCGAGGGGGAGGAAACGUAAGCGAUAUUACGGGCAUUUUCCAACGUCUUGAUGGAGCUAAUAAUACCACCUUCGCUAAUACUCAGGAUCCAAGCCCCAAGUUGACAAACGAAGUAGAAAAGUACAAAACCCCUCGUACAGAGACCCUACUUAAAGGAGACGAAGGGGAUACUGACGCCGAGGAGUCGGACGCUAGUGAGACCCCUGUAAAGAUAUUCAAGGUCAAAACCUACAAAAUCAAAGACGAAAACGGAGUAACAGUAACCUUUAUACCAAGCAUUGUCUACGACGCUAACAUAUGCACCCUUCUUAAAGAGACGCGAUCUAGACUUACCAACUUGCCAUCCGAGAAGCAGAAACAGUUUACGAUAGCCUACUACACCCUGCAACAGAAGAUCAAAGACCUCGCAAAUCCGUACAAAAAGUCCAUUACGUAUUAUGGCAAAACCCCCACAACUCGUCAGGAGUUCUUGAGCGCUUUUAGUAAAGAGCCUAUCUCAUCACGAGAGAAGAGAGACAAAAAGCCAGCCGAUUCCUCAUCCGAAGAAGCUAUCCAUCCCUGGAUGCCCACGGACAAAACCUGGGAGAUAGUCAAGACCUUCCCAGCUCCUGGCCAUCCAGGAAUUCUCCUACGCUGCUUCGAUCAAUCCUCCAAAUCCCAACCAAUCUACAAGCCCGGCGCCGACAAAGGCAUGUUCAAAUCGGAAUCCUCCUGCAAACGCCUCGACCGCUUCUGCGACCGCCAGGAAUGGUUGUCCCGACACUCCAACUACGCAUACCGCGGCACUACACCCUUCAUCUCUAGCACACGCACGCCCGCCGAGCUCGAUUACCGUAAAGGAUGGUUUAAACUCCGUCAAGGGAACAAGAACCAAGUUGCGCAGAUCAAGGUCGUGGUCCUUAACAUCUUCGCUAGACUGCGAAAGGGCUUCCCGGUUCUGAGUGCGGAGAUAGAACUCCCGUAUUAUAGCGCGGGCACGAGCUUCGCGAGCGCGGAGUAUGCUAAUAGGUAUUAUCGGAAUGAGUUCUUUUUGCCGUAUGUGGUGCAGAUGGGUGAGGUGGUGGGGGUUUGGUGUUGGAAGAGUAUUCAAGAUAAGGGAGGGGCGUUGAAAUGGUUUUGUGAUGUUGCUGUGCCUGCUUUUGAGAGGCAUGAGGAGGCGAGUAUGCAGAGGGUUCUUCUCUCGGACCUUGGCUGUGAGUGCUGUGCGUUUUCGGCUUGA